AAACAGAUGCAGGAUCCGGCUCCGUCGGAUUAUCUACGGACGUUCGUGAUCGGACUCCAGGCAAAGUUUGCCUGUUUGGUUUCUCUCCAUCCCUCGUUCUUCCCUGUCCCGUGCGGCGUCGGCUAGAUCGUGGCGCUCCGGCGACGGCGGUUGAAGGGCGACGGCUGCGGCAGGGCGUAGGAAACCCAUUUGUGUAUCUCAAAUCAAGAGUAGGUUCCUACAAAUUCUGAAGAAAUGGAAAUGGGAGACAAGGCGGUCGGCCUUGUGUUGACCAUGACGAGUUUAUCCAUCUUUACCUACUACACUUUCUGGGUCAUAAUCUUGCCAUUUGUUGACGAUGACCAUUUUGUCCACCAAUACUUUCUACCUCAAGAAUACGCCAUCUUCAUCCCUGUGUUUGCCGGUGUGGUGCUACUUUCGUUCUUAAGUAUAUUCAUCGGUCUUGUGAUGCUGAAAUCGAAGAAAAAGAAGGAUGCUUGAUGGAUUUGGCGACUCCCCCGCUGUUCCAGUGGAAUUUCUGGUUUACUUGUAGAACCUAGUAGACAGGUUUCGUGGAUGAUUGUAUUUCAUUGAGUCGCCUUCACUUGUGAUCCAAGGCUUUCUCGUGACUGCGUGUUCUUGGUAGUUAUCGAUCGCAAGGUGUAUGCCAUUCCAAGAAUAAACAUGGAUCAAAUAUCAAGUGUUGUUACAUCGAUAA
Aegilops tauschii subsp. strangulata is the source of this 697-nucleotide messenger RNA. RefSeq names its product dolichol-phosphate mannose synthase subunit 2. Gene Ontology annotation, cellular component: endoplasmic reticulum membrane; dolichol-phosphate-mannose synthase complex. Gene Ontology annotation, molecular function: enzyme regulator activity. The record is from RefSeq and is a predicted model, not a curated record. NCBI's taxonomy places the organism in Eukaryota, Viridiplantae, Streptophyta, Magnoliopsida, Poales, Poaceae. Gene Ontology annotation, biological process: GPI anchor biosynthetic process; dolichol phosphate mannose biosynthetic process.